Molecule: messenger RNA, 2187 nt
Organism: Lycium ferocissimum
Lineage: Eukaryota; Viridiplantae; Streptophyta; Magnoliopsida; Solanales; Solanaceae
Product: pentatricopeptide repeat-containing protein At4g37170-like
Exons: 1
Coding region: 114-2168 (684 amino acids)
Biological process (GO): RNA modification
Molecular function (GO): zinc ion binding; protein binding; RNA binding
Source: RefSeq, a predicted model, not a curated record
GCAUCAAACGACCCCUAGACUAGUUGGAUCCACUAAAAACAUCCUUAACCUAUCACAACUUCAAAACAUCCUUAAACCUUCCAACGACUAGUUUUAAUCACUAAGAAAGCACCAUGAGAGCAAGUCUUAAAGCUUCACUAACUGCUAUUCGAUCAUCAUCUUAUUUUUCUACAGCACAAAUAACAACAACCCAUUUAAAAGAAAAAACCACAAACAAAGACCAAAUCAUUACACAUUUAUGUAAACAAAACAAAUUCAACGAAGCCCUUCAAAUUCUUUGCGAACAAAAUCGUUUAAAUGAAGCCAUUAAAUUGCUCGAAGAACGACCCGAAACUCGUCCUUCAGCUACAGUUUUUUCGACACUUUUGCGUAUAUGUAUCGAAAAUCGAGCAUUUGAAGAAGGAAAAAAAGUUCAUAGAAUUAUGAAAUGUUUAGGUUUUAGACCUGGGGUUGUUAUAUCUAAUCGAAUUCUUGAUUUUUAUUGUAAAUGUGAUAAACCCUUUGAUGCAUAUAACCUGUUUGUUGAAAUGUCUGAGAGGGAUUUGUGUUCUUGGAAUAUUAUGGUUUCUGGAUUUGCGAAAUUGGGUUUGAUUGAUGAUGCGAGGAAGUUGUUCGAUGAAAUGCCUGAGAGAGAUAAUUUUUCGUGGACCGCGAUGAUUUCGGGUUAUGUGAAGUGUAAUAAGCCUGGAUUUGCAUUGGAAUUGUGUAGAGUGAUGCAGAGGGAUGAGAAGAAUAAGUGUAAUAAGUUUACUAUUUCGAGUGCUCUUUCUGCUUCGGCUUCUAUUCAGUCGUUACGUUUGGGGAAGGAGAUUCAUGGUCGUAUAGUGAGGACCGGGUUGGAUUCUGAUGCGGUUGUUUGGAGUGCUUUGAGUGAUAUGUAUGGUAAAUGUGGGAGCGUUGACGAAGCGAGGCAUAUUUUCGAUAGGACUAAAGAUAAGGAUGUUGUUUCGUGGACGGCUAUGAUCGAUAGAUACUUUGGAGAUGGGAGGUGGGAGGAAGGUUAUUCGUUGUUUUCGUUUUUGAUGGAAUCAGGAAUUAGGCCUAAUGAUUUUACCUUUGCUGGACUUUUGAAUGCAUGUGCGCACCAAACGAUGGAGCAUUUGGGAAAACAAGUACAUGGGUACAUGAUGCGUAUAGGGUUUGAUCCUUUUUCCUUUGCAGCAAGUACCUUAGUUCAUAUGUACGCCAAAUGUGGGAGUGUAGAUGGUGCAUAUAAUGUAUUUAAGCGGCUCCCAAGGCCCGAUGUAGUUUCUUGGACCUCACUGAUUAAUGGUUAUGCUCAAAAUGGCCAACCUAGUGAAGCUCUUCAGUUAUUUGACUUGUUGCUUAAAUCUGGUACUCAGCCUGACCAUAUUACUUUUGUUGGGGUUCUUUCUGCUUGCACUCAUGCGGGUUUAGUCGAUGAAGGUCUUAAAUAUUUUUACUCGAUAAAGGACAAGCAUCGUCUAACCCAUACUGCAGACCACUAUGCUUGUGUGGUUGAUCUCCUGAGCCGAUUUGGCAGAUUUAAGGAGGCGGAAGAGAUUAUUAGUCAGAUGCCAAUGAAGCCUGAUAAGUUUUUGUGGGCGUCGUUGCUUGGAGGAUGCCGAGUCCAUGGAAAUGUUGAACUAGCAAAGAAAGCAGCUGAAGCACUAUUUGAAAUUGAGCCCGAAAAUGCAGCUACUUAUGUUACCAUCGGAAAUAUAUAUGCCACAGCUGGCAAAUGGACUGAAGUAGCAAAAAUCAGACAAGUCAUGGAAGAGAAAGGUGUGGUGAAGAAGCCAGGUAUAAGUUGGAUCAAUUUGCAGAGAAAAGACCAUGUUUUCUUGGUCGGUGAUAAAUCACAUCCUAGGUCAAAGGAAAUAUAUGACUUUUUAGGGGAGCUUUGGAGGAGAAUGAAAGAAGAGGGGUACGUCCCUGACAUCGAUAAUGUGCUGCAUGAUGUGGAAGAGGAACAGAAGGAGCAAAAUCUCUCCUAUCACAGUGAAAAGCUUGCAGUUGCCUUUGGAAUUAUUGCAACUCCUCCUGGAACACAGAUAAAGGUUUUUAAGAAUCUACGGACAUGCGUUGAUUGUCACACUGCGAUCAAAUAUAUCUCUAAAAUAGAAGAGAGAAAAAUUAUUGUGCGGGAUUCCAGUCGGUUUCACUGUUUUGAGGGUGGGAGUUGUUCGUGCAAGGACUAUUGGUGAUUUUCCCCCUCCUUUUUUU